AUGCUGAUCAGCCUAAGACUCCACACAAAUAGGUUCACCGGCCAAAUUCCUCUGGAACUCUCUAGGCUCUCGCUCCUUCAAGCCCUUACAUUGAAUGAUAAUGCAAUGGAAGGUGAAAUUCCACAUGAGUUUUUUCAAUUAAAACAACUCAACAUUCUUAAGUUGCAAAAUAAUCAGUUUAGAGUUCCAAUCUCAGAGUCUUUUUCUGAAUUGAAGCUUCUUUCAACUUUAAUCCUAAGUGGAAACAAUUUCCAAGGGUCCAUUCCAAGACACAUAUUUGAACUAAGCCCACUGUUAUCCCUUGAUAUCUCCAACAACAAUUUAACCGGGCCAAUAAUAGUAGGCAUGAAAAGCUCACUAAUGUACCUGAACCUAUCACACAAUUCUUUCACAGAAACAAUUCCUGAAGAUAUUGGUAAACUGGAGAAGGCAGAAGUCAUCGACAUCUCAACUAAUGAUUUGUCAGGAACAAUUCCUGAAACAAUUAAGAAUUGCAGGAACUUACUCGUCCUUGAUAUGUCAAAUAACAAGCUAUCAGGCCCCCUUGGUGAAAUAUUCUCUGAUAUGGAGUACCUCACAAACUUAAACCUAUCACAAAACCAAAUCAAGGGUAAGAUUCCGGCUAAUUUGGCAAAUUUAAAACAUUUAAGUGCAGUUAACCUUUCAUGGAACGACUUGGAAGGUGAAAUCCCUCAGAAUUUCAGUGUUCUCUCCAGCUUAAAACAUCUGAACUUAUCUCACAAUCAACUUGAAGGCCCUGUUCCGCAAUCUGGUGUAUUUAAGAACAUGCCAGAAUCCAACUUAGCAGGAAACAAAGGUCUAUGCGGAACCAAAUCUCUUGGUCUGUGUACCAAAAGAAGCCAUGGCCAAUCCCGACACAGUCUGUCAAGGAAAACGCGGCUGAUUAUGAUACCUCUAGUUUGUAUUUCAGCAUUGCUACUUUUUCUAAUAGCAAUCAUGUCUUAUAAACAUUACCAGAAUAAAAGGAAACUAAAAGAACAUGAGACUUGUAACGUAGAUUACACUGCAGCUUUAGUCCUUCAAAGAUUUGAAACAAAAGAUAUAGAAACAGCAACUGAAUUCUUUAGUGAACACAACAUCAUCGGCAGCAGCAAUUUAAGCACCGUGUACAAGGGCAGAUUGGAAGAUGGACAGAUCGUAGCUAUAAAAAAAUUGAACUUGCAGCAAUUUGCAGCAGAAUCUGACAAGUACUUCAAUAGAGAAGCGAAGAUUUUAAGUCAGCUGAGGCACAGAAACUUGGUAAAAGUCAUUGGUUAUGCAUGGGAAAGCAGGAAAUUGAAGGCUUUAGAUCUUGAAUACAUGGAGCAAGGAAAUUUAGAAAAGAUCAUCCAUGAUCCUUCAGUAGAUCGCUCAACAUGGAUCCUGUCAAAGAGAAUUGAUGUUUGUAUCUCAAUUGCUGAGGCCAUGUUUGUAAUUCUACCCCUAUGUCAGUUUUUAUUACAUGUAAAAGUCUUAAUCUGCCUACAUUAAAUGCUCAUUACAAAACUAGCAACAAAUAUUUGCGCUUUUCCUAUUUUCAAAUACUAAUUAGUCGAGAAAACUUUAAUCAUUAUUCAGUCUACGCACUCCACCCAUUGAAAUAAAUAUACGGAAAAAAAAAAAACAUCAUAACUAUGUCAUCUAAUAACUCUGUAGGAAGAAUGUCACUGAUGUUAUGUCCGAAAGCACAAAAACUGUGUGAUUCUAUGAUGGGUAGUCGCUCCAUUUCUCAGAAAUCAUCAAUCCCUACAUCUAACAACUAUUACAAAAAAAGUACGGAUAAUUUAUUCAUUGAUUCAGAGGGAACAUAUUGCAAAUAGAAUACAGAAUCAGAACAAGAAAACCUCAUACUAGCCAAAGCACCUACUAUAGUUAUAUAAUUUUCAAAAGUUAUUCGUUGCAUUCAUACGUUCAGCAUAGCACUUAAUUUAGUUAAGCUACACAUACUUGAGUUUCCAUCACCCAGUUCAACACAUGAAGACAUCCAAGCAGCAUAAACUUUGAUAAAGUAAUUGUCAAAGCUAAUUUUGGCAUUGUUCAAGUGAUAUUUGAUGUGAUGAAGUCCUUCGCUUUCUGAUGAAAACAUGUUGCACUGUCAAUUUAUCAUAAAACAAGUCUCUUAUUCAGCCGUAACUGUUUUUAUCUGCAGAAUUUGCAUAUAUGAGGACUGUUACCGCCAAAGUUGAUAUAUUCAGCUUCGGAGUAAUAAUCUUGGAGUACCUUACAGCACAAAGGCCAACAGGUCUUGCAGAAGAGGACGGAUUACCAGUCACCUUGAACCACAUUGUAGAAAGGGCCAUUGCAGAAAACAAACUACUUCAGGUUAUAGACCCAGCUCUAGUUUCAAACCUUACUGAAAAUCAAGAUAAGGUAGCAGAAGAGCUUCUGAAACUAGCCCUCUUCUGCACCUCGUCUGCUCCUGAACAACGACCGGAUAUAAAAUCUCUGCUAACUUCACUAAAAAAGCUUAAGGUACAGCAGAGUCGUCAAGAUUGGCAAUAAUGCUCAACUAGAUUGGAGUAUGAAAUGAUGCUAUUUAUUUCUUUGAUUCUUGGAUUAAAGAACAUAUACCACAAGACGGAACAAUGGAGCAUUAAUAUUGUUAUGAAAAAAUAAACCUCAACCAUGCUUUUCCUUUACCAACAGUUUAUGUAAUUUGAUAAAAUUAUGUACACCAUUAAUCAUAUCAUCUUUUAAUCAACAAUAAUUUAUAAUCAUGUAUGCUUUUGCUUUAUUGAAGAAAGUGUGCAUAUUAUGUUCAAGCAUAUCCGACUUUUCUUAGAAUAUUAUAAAUUGACAGUCAGAAAGAAGGUUCAACUAAACAAAAUUACCAGUCUCCCUUACAUACUCCAGGGCACAAAAACAGAAUUAAUGAAAAAAAGGGCA
Chenopodium quinoa (quinoa) is the source of this 2886-nucleotide messenger RNA. RefSeq names its product LRR receptor-like serine/threonine-protein kinase FLS2. The record is from RefSeq and is a predicted model, not a curated record. Gene Ontology annotation, molecular function: protein binding; protein kinase activity; ATP binding. The transcript has a single exon. Bases 1 to 1491 code for a protein of 496 amino acids. NCBI's taxonomy places the organism in Eukaryota, Viridiplantae, Streptophyta, Magnoliopsida, Caryophyllales, Amaranthaceae. Gene Ontology annotation, biological process: protein phosphorylation; hormone-mediated signaling pathway. Gene Ontology annotation, cellular component: plasma membrane.